ACUCACACGCGCGCACACACACACUCCGGCCAGAGUUAAGCGUGUGAGGAGGAGGAUGAAGUUGGUGUGAAGGAGCUGGAGGACUGCUCGUGUGUGUGUGUGUGUGUGUGUGUGUGAGUGUGAGUGUGUUUAACCUUUGGGACAUGAGGAGCGGAGAGAAUCGGCGCCUCACCGGUGGGAGAAGGUGGAGGCGAGGUCGAGCCAAGCGAGGACUGUUCGCAAUGUUAUCUUCAGCCACUGAUGCCACAUUUCAAAGAAGAAAUUGGAAGAUGGUACUAUGGGUGCUUGUAUCUCUGCUGCCCCUGGUAGUUGGAGAGAGGCCUGGGUUUAGGGAAGACCCUGUGGAUGCGGUGGGUUUAGUUACAACCAUGCUGGAUGAGCAGCCGUUUGACGCCCUCCCCGAGGAAGAUGAGGAGAUGGGAGAUGGAGACAGCCAUUCUCCAUGGCAUAACGUUUUCGAACCUUCGGUUCUAGUCGAGGAAGACCGUCCGGCUCGGUGGGAGCGUUCCCCACGUUCCUCAGAUGCCUCUGAUGCUCAAUCCAAAGGCUCACGCAAGAAAAAGAAGAAGAAGAAGAAAGAAAAGGAGAAGGAUGAGGAUGAUGGGCGGGGCCAGAGCAGCCGUGACUGCCACCUGGAGAGGCGUAAGAUGCGAGUGAGGGACCUGGGGAUGGGUUAUGACUCAGAUGAGAUUGUGCUCUUUAAGUUUUGCGUGGGCUUGUGCCAGAGUGCACGGGGGAACUAUGACGCUGCGUUGCGGGCUCUGCUGACUAAUGGCAGUCUGCCCAAACGAACAGCACGCAAGGUCAGCACCGGGCCCUGCUGCCGACCCACGGCAUACAAGUCUGUCUCCUUCAUGGACACGUCCACAUCAUGGAGGACCAUCGAGAACAUCACAGCCUUGGACUGCAAGUGCGUGGGCUAAGUUAGUGUCAGAGGAGGAGAAAAGAAAUCGA
Molecule: messenger RNA, 954 nt
Organism: Neoarius graeffei (lesser salmon catfish)
Lineage: Eukaryota; Metazoa; Chordata; Actinopteri; Siluriformes; Ariidae
Product: artemin
Exons: 4
Coding region: 144-923 (259 amino acids)
Molecular function (GO): glial cell-derived neurotrophic factor receptor binding; receptor tyrosine kinase binding; growth factor activity
Source: RefSeq, a predicted model, not a curated record